AUGACCGAAGUUCAGGAGUUUGUGCUACGACAAAGAAACCAGCAAAUUCCAGAAAGAAACCCAGCAAUGACUACAAUCCAGGAGGAUGUUCAGGAGUGGAUAAGAGACCUCACCCCCACAUCCCUCACCGAAGCGGCCAGGAAAGCCGAUGACUAUAUGAAUGCCCGCAGGCAACAGAAAACUGUGCCAGCCAGGACUGCAGUAAGAUCUACAGUGGGGACUACCUACCCCACCAGCUCAGCAGCACCUCCUCGGCAGCUUCCACCACCCCCACCAGCCACCUCACAGCAGCGGUUCCGCCAGCCCAGCACUUCUAUACAGGAGGAGAAUGAGACAUCGAUCUCAGAAUUCCAGCUGAUAGGAUUUGGCCAACACCGCAUUCUGAAAAUUCCUCUCUUUAGUUUGUUCAUUUUAGUAUAUUUUGUUAUAUUAACUGGAAAUAUCCUGAUCAUAUCACUGGUUUUAUCAAGUCAAAGUCUUCGAUCACCUAUGUAUUUUUUCCUCAGCCAUCUGUCGCUGUGUGACGUGCUAUGUACAACAAACAUAAUACCCAACAUGUUACGUAUCAUAUUGGUAGAAGCAAUCACUAUGCCUGUGACAAACUGUAUUAUUCAGUUCUACAUCUUUGGUGGCUCCACAACUACUGAGUCAUUCUUGCUUACGGUAAUGUCUUACGACAGAUAUUUGGCAAUUUGUCGCCCAUUACAUUAUAUCUCCAUCAUGGACCUCAAGCUCUGUCUUAAUCUUGCCGUCUGGUCCUGGCUUUUGGGUUUUGUCCUUACCCUAUACCCUGGUAUUCUGGUUGGUAUGCUAAAGUUUUGUGGCCCCAAUGUCAUCGACCACUUUUUCUGUGACCUUGCACCAUUUUUAUCUCUAACGUGUUCGGACAACGUCCACCGAGUGGAAAUUGAAAUAAUUGUAUCUUCUGUACCUGUAAUACUGUUUCCAUUUGUAUUCAUCAUAGCAACCUAUGGUUUCAUCUUCGUUACGAUCCUCAGGAUUCCGUCCAAAAUCGGGAGACAGAAAGCAUUCUCCACAUGCAGUUCUCAUCUCAUCAUUGUGUGCACCUAUUACGGAACAUUAAUUAUUGUCUAUAUGGUUCCUAGUCAGGGGCACUUUUUUAAUGUAAACAAAGCUCUAUCACUAUUAUAUAUUGUAGUGACACCACUUUGCAAUCCUAUCAUAUACAGUCUAAGGAAUAAGGAUAUCCAUUCUGUAUUGUGGAAAAUGCUUCGCAUGAUGUAA
This is a messenger RNA of Pelobates fuscus (common spadefoot toad), 1245 nucleotides long. Its product is annotated as olfactory receptor 11A1-like. Gene Ontology annotation, biological process: G protein-coupled receptor signaling pathway. The transcript has 3 exons. Gene Ontology annotation, cellular component: membrane. Lineage: Eukaryota; Metazoa; Chordata; Amphibia; Anura; Pelobatidae. The coding region runs from base 1 to 1245 and encodes 414 amino acids. Gene Ontology annotation, molecular function: olfactory receptor activity; G protein-coupled receptor activity. The record is from RefSeq and is a predicted model, not a curated record.